CCUGUCCCGACUUCCCUUCACGACACCACGUGCUCGUAAGCUUUAUAUUCGAACACUUGGGCCCGCCAGCAGUUAGUAUAACGCGUGAAAAGCACCAAACUCGAUUAUAUAUGCUUAAAAUCGUCGUCAACGUUUAAUCGCGCAAUAUAUUUUUAUUUAUUAUUUUUUUUUUGUUAUUCUUUUUACUACGGCCACAUAAUAUCAUACGGUCUGUCGUUGGAUAAUAUCUUGACGGAUAUCGAAACAGAACAUUUUAUUAAACACCGUUUUUCUCGAUAAACAAGCACACGAAUAAACGUAAAUAUUUACUAUAAUGGGGUGCGGUGGUUCGACAAUGCCAAUGCCUAUGCCGAACGAGGAAUUCAGCAAAAUGAGAUUGGAAAUACCAUCACCUAUAGCAUUUAGCGUUCCGUUGACCGAAGAAGAAGAAAGCGUCGUGAAAAAACAUCCGCCAAAGAGACUGAGAAUGUUGGAGGGACAACAAUCACCACCGUUAACUCACGAAAUGCUAUUGGAGAAACUAGCGGACGCCGAAAAUAGACGACAGCAGAUCUUAAGCCAGAGGAUAGAGUCGGCCAAGACGCUGAUGCGGCCACGAUACAACAGCGCUAAUAAGAUGAACGUCGACGAAGCGUUGGUGGAGGAUAAGGACGACGUGGGCGACGAUUCUUAAAAAAAUAAUAAUUAUUACGCCUAUUUAAUAUUAUUUAUAUACCAUAAAAUAUGUCCAUAAUAUUUUACUGUUGUAUCGUGUAUUAGACAAAAACGAUACUGUUGUUCUGUUUACAUAUAUAUUUAUAAUAAUUAUUAAUUGUUAAUUCUGAUAUUGUAUAUUUUAGCCUCGUUUACCUAUUUAA
Melanaphis sacchari is the source of this 857-nucleotide messenger RNA. RefSeq lists its product as uncharacterized. The transcript is spliced from 3 exons. The record is from RefSeq and is a predicted model, not a curated record. Lineage: Eukaryota; Metazoa; Arthropoda; Insecta; Hemiptera; Aphididae. Bases 314 to 673 code for a protein of 119 amino acids.